This is a messenger RNA of Pomacea canaliculata, 9064 nucleotides long. Its product is annotated as inhibin beta A chain-like. The record is from RefSeq and is a predicted model, not a curated record. Gene Ontology annotation, biological process: BMP signaling pathway; SMAD protein signal transduction. The transcript has 2 exons. Gene Ontology annotation, cellular component: extracellular region. Lineage: Eukaryota; Metazoa; Mollusca; Gastropoda; Architaenioglossa; Ampullariidae. Gene Ontology annotation, molecular function: growth factor activity; cytokine activity. The coding region runs from base 3655 to 5175 and encodes 506 amino acids.
UGUAAUGUGCACGGAAAUUCUGUCUCGUAACCUUUCAACACAGAACUCGGUGGCGAAGUGUGGGUCACGUGUGUUACAAGCACUCGACUCGACUCCGCGCGUUCCCCACCGCUGGUGUAACCGCCGGCAUCGCGGCCUACCUUCUGUCUCUCCUUCAUCCGCCUUCUGCCACCUGGCGACGGAACCAGCAAUGGCGAACCACCAGGAGAGAGAAACCUGGCAUGUCAUCUCUACCUCUUCUCAUCGUCGAUGUUUCUACCCUGGAGCACCACCCGCAUGCUGGAGAGCGGAGCCGCCACGAGUUGUAUGUUCAAAAACUUACUUCUCUCUUUUUUUUUUUCUUUCUUUCAUUUCGCGGGAGGAGUCACAGCGCGGCAACCGCCAUCCAGGCCCCUGACUGGCCGCAGCAGUCAAGCGUCUUUGGAAACCUGGAUUGUUUUCUAUCGUGUCUCGGGGCCUUGAGAAAAGGUUGUUGGAGGGGGAGGGAGAGAAAAGCUUUGCGUGGGAGUGGACCAGAUGGAGGGGUAGGAACACAAGCGCGCGCGCGCGCGUGAGGAUGGGUGGGUGGAUGAGUGGGUGGCUGGGGUGAGGUGUAAAACAGAAGGCAGAGUUUGCCGGUUGUGGCGGCGUCAGUGGUGCUGGUGGUGGUGAUGGUGGAGGCGAAUCUCUGACCUCACUCCGAUAGUGCCUACAGCCGGCCAGCGAGCCGGUACUGACGCGCUGGCUCCUCGUGUGGUGGCGGCGGUGUGUGAUGACUUCUUGUUUGCGUCCACCAUGUACGGCUCCUGUUCACCACCACCACAACCACCCAUCCCCGCCCACCCGACACCACCAACACCAUCAUCACUACCACCACUACCACCACCACCGCCACCACCACCUAGCCAGCAGCUCCGAGCCUCCGCUAGCCCCAGGGCCGGCAUCUGACAUAAAACCCUCUACGCAAGCUGAGGUCUGGACACUUCCAUUCCGACACGGCCACCCGCCCCGAGCAAUAAAAGACGACCGUAGAGUCAGCACAAGUCUUUAAGCCGAAGUUCAAACUCUUCAAGACUGGGUUCGAAACUUCUCUCCGGCUGCUGUGUUUCACAGGAACAUCUCGCUGAUUUCUUGCUGCUAACAGUGAUACGAAAGCUUCUAGACAAACUCUGGACAUUCUUUUUUCUCUUUCAACGAUAUCCGUGCCCGGCUGACAAAUAGUUCCACGGUUCGUCUUUCCCGCUCGUCGCCGUCUACGUCAUCGCCUCUUCCAUUGGCUGAUGGACAGUCAACAUCAAGGGAGCGCAGCUUGAUUACAGAAACUUUGUGAACCAACAUAUUUUGCCGGUGGACUUGUGUACAAUCAACAACAGUGAAAACAAAAAAUCGCUAAAAAACUAUAAAUAGAAAACUGCACCUUGAUAAAUAAUUACUUCGCAGAAAAAGGUUGACAUAUUUCUCUGGGUUUCUUUUUUUUAAUUUUUUUUUUCACGAGACGUGUGGAGACAAACUUAUUAGCCAUUAAUUAUUUUCUCUGUUGCAUCGUGAUCUUCUCUUCCCACGAAAUUACAUCAGUGUUUGGGGUAAUCAUGCAUCUGCAAUUCCCGCUGGCUUGAUAAUUAGGAUUGAUAGGAAAAUCAACAACCGUGAAAUAUAAAUCUCUCCCGUGCAGUGUUUCUGCGGGGAGGACUUCACUGACGGUCCGGAGAGCAAGAAAGCAAUCAAGGGAAGUACUUUGCCUCGUGCCAAAAAGUAGGGCAGACAGUGUAAUGCCCCUUUGCACCUCGUCAGAGCGGCCUUGACAGCAUUCAGCAAGGACAGAGGGAGAGAGAGAAAGAAAGACUCGGGGGGGAGGCCGACCGACCGACACCAAGACUUCAUAUCCCAGAUGAGAACAUCGCACAGCAAGCGUAAUUAAUUUUCACCAGCCUCCCUCCUGCUAUUGAUCGCUGAAGCCCCGGCUCGCCAUUGUCAAGACUGACUGCAGUUGCUGAAGCUUUGAAGAAGUAGAAAGAGGGAGGAGGACCAACCCCCCCGAAAAAAAAAAACCGGGAGAAUAGCUUGUUCCAGACAGGAUUCUGGCAGAAAGUAAACAAUCUAUACAGAGAUUGAACCAGCGUAGAGAAAAAGGAAAAGAAAAACAGAUAAGACAGAAAAGGGGGGUGAGCAGGGUGGGAUUGGGGGGUUUGUCCGUCUGAGAUUAUUCAACAGCAAAUCGUUCCAAGGGAGAGAUAGAGAAAGUGAAUGGGGGAGAAGAAAAAGUUUUGGCGGAGCCAGCUUGCCAUUUUGCUGUAGUCUGCCCGUCGCAAAGGAAACGUCUUACUAUUCGUAGAGAAGUUGUUCGAAGCUCGGUUCCUCCUACUUGUUCCUGUAUCUUCUUGGACCACUCAGCAACUCUAGUCCUGCGUCUGUACUCCAAUUUUGUGUCAACCUUCUUCACGGUAAGACUGUACAGGGAACAAGACUCUCAAAACCUGUCCCGGUUAUUUCUUCUUUUGUCUUACUUUCUGAACAUAGAUUAUUGCCCGGCACUGACCAAGACUUUUUUUUCGCGAUGCUCGGCAAAAAGUGAAAAGAACUGAUUUUCCAUCUUUGUACAUUCCCUCGUUACAUGCCGUCGGUAUACAUAAGUAUAUAUAUAUAUAGUUAAGAGGUGCUAUUUAUUUAACUGCCGUCGGAAGAAGUUGUUCAAGAGACUUCUGCAAUCAGAUGAAGUGCUUCCAAAAAUUUCUGUCGAAGUUUUUACUCGCAGUCUGCGGCUUUGCUUGGAGAAAAGGCCAGUCACCUGUCAGCUCGCGGGCUUCUGUUGCCCAGUCACCUGUCACUAAACUAGUCCUUCACUGGGCUUAGCGAGUCUUAACUUGAGGACGGACCUGAUAAAAACAGUUUCAACAACUGGGGGAGGACCGACCGGCACGCUGCUUAUUAUCACAAGACACAGGAGGCUUUCUACCUUCCACCCUGACCCCUUCACUUUCACCUCUGUGUGUCAAGGCCGCCGACCUGCAAGCCAGCAGUACUCGAUGACAUUAUCCAUUCAUCGCCAAGAAAUGUAAAAAACAAAAUUGACCUACAGGCUGCUGAAACCCGUUGGGAAAACUUCUCUGACAAAUUUAUCUGUUCAUUGAUGGAAAGAAAUAGUGCGAGUUGGUGAAAACAUUUCACGCAACUUCUGUGAGGUUGGUAUUGACUCGGUGAUAGACUACACUCCGUUGUUCCUUCCUUCUGAAACAUAGUUGUACAAGUCUUUACUCACCCGCUCCUUCCUGCAGCAGAUAUUAAUUUAUUCAGGCUGAGGUCUCGUGAGCAGUUUUCAAGCUCGUGAACUCUGGACGGAGAUUUCUGAAGUCGAAGAGAGGGCUAGGGGGAAGAAAGUACUUUCUGCCUGGUGUUUCUGGAACUUUCUUUCUACUUUAGUAGAACAUGCAGUACUGUUGAGUCCUGGGCGCGCGUGUGUGAAGAGAGAGAGAGAGUUUCGAAAUCAAUUCUAUAAGACGCGCAUUGAAAUCGAUUCGGCCUCAUCUCAAGACGGACCAGAAAACCGUGAAGACUUCCGGUGGGAGGCCAGAACUUUCUUUUGGGACGUUUAACAAAGCGUGUUUUCAAGCUUGAUUGAACAAUACUCCCCCUUACCCCACAGCCCACGACCACUACCUCAACCUGGACGUUGUUGUCAUGGAGGACGCCGGUGUUUCCGAGAGAUGUCGCUCGCGCAUGUGCAAGCACCUGGUCCUGCUGUCUCUGACCGCGGUGACAAUGUUGGUGUCCGUGCAACAGGUCGCCUGCAACACGUCCUUCGCGCCAGGUAUGGGCAGCCUGGCCCACAACAAGACUCUGAUGGACGAACUGCACAAAAAGCGCUGGAUCCAGCAGCUAGAAGACUUCCUCUUUCUACCUAAGAAGGAGGGAGGAAAGGAGGAAGAAGGCAAGCGGGAGCACGGCAGGCGGUCAUCGCCUGCCUAUGAGAAGGAGAAGAUCGACGGUGGCGACGACAGCAGAAGCGCUGGUCCCAACGGCGGCAGCUCCGUCACCAACCAACUGAUGAUUCCAAAUACGAACUUCCCCGGUAAAGUCAACCUUCCUUACUUCGUCUUCUCCAAGUCCCCAGGUAAAAACAUUCUUGUGUUUGACCUCCAGCGCCCGGACAGCACGGGCGUGGCCAAGGUGAACCUGUGGGUGUACAUCUGGAACAAGCGCAACAAAAAUAACCGCCAACGGCGCAAAUCCAAGAAGGGGCGGCUCAUCAAGAUCCGGGUCUUCCAGAUCGACGAGCGCAGUCCCAAGGGCAAGCGCAUCGCCGAGCUGAGGAAGCACGUGCAGAGCAGCAACUGGCAUCGUCUCAGUCUCCCCGUGUCGCUCGUGCAGUCCUUGCCAGCCUCCGAGAACGGCACGCUGAAGCUGCGCAUCCGCUGCAAGCGCUGCAACCACCACACGCACCUCGUCAUGCCCAGCGAGACCACGCGCUGCGCCAGUAAUGACGUCAUGCCAAGGGGCGACGAGGUCGACGAGUUCGAGGAGGACGAUGCCGAUCGCCAGCAGAAGCCGCGCGCGCCAACUCCCAAGGGGAGGUCACUGCGGCAGGGCGGCGGGAGGAGGAAAGGUCGAGGGGGCCGACACAGGAGCCUGGAACCCAACAAAAAGUGCAAGCGGCAGUCGUCGGGGGACACCCGCGACAAGUUCCCGUUCAUGGUCAUUGAAGACAAGGACCGGACACCCGAAGAAGGAAGUAGGUACAGGCGGUCAUCAUCGUCGGUAUCCUCUUCUUCAGCAACAUCCUUGUCCGAGAUGGACUCCUCUCCAUCGUCAGCUGCCGUCUCGACGAGCAGCUGCGUGGACGAAUCCAACAACAACUCCCGCAGUUGUUGCGUGCUGUCCAUCCCCGUAGAACCUAGCGAGUACGGGUUAGGGGAGGCAAUCGUGGCUCCCACCACCCUCGUGGUCACCGCUUGCGAUGGGGCAUGUUCCUCCAGGUCCCAGGCCAGCUCCUCACCCAGCUCCACCGCCAGACACAACCGACGAGGUCGGAGAGGAGAGGGCAGCCGCGGCCGGCGCGGCAAGAACCGCAAGACCACCACCUGCCAACCCACAGACUCGCAGCCGCUGGACGUCUGGUUCUUUGACCACAAUCACAACCUCGUGCAGGCCUCUCUUCCGAACAUGAUCGUCAGCCAAUGCGGCUGCCGCCGAAACUCGUGAACCCUCCCUUCCCCCUCCCUGACUGAUCGCAUCAGAACACAGUACCCUUUUUGGACAAUGAACUGACGGGUACACCAUCUCACCGACAUCCAUCCAGAAACUCGAUGUCCUGAUUACAGAAUGCAUUGACGUUCGUAGAGGUGUUGCAUUUCGCCAAUUCCUCCCAAUCAUCCUCAGACACAGACCUGCAGGUAAUUUAUUUCCAGGUGAAGGACCUUGAGUACUGCUAACUCUUAAUGACAUCUCAUCUCAGUGAGAGAGUUGGUGAUCAAGGACCUCUGUUGUUGAUGUUUUCAGAAGGACGAUGUGAAUCGUGAGUCCAGACCCAAUCAACGUAAAUCCAAAAUGUCUGAUGUACUUUGACUGGACGGGUAUACUAGUUUCUAAAUGAAAGGCUUUAAGGGACAUUGUUGGGAACUCUUUUUUUUCAAUCUGCAUUGUCGGUGAUAAAGACAAUAGAGACUCGUUCUCUUCUACACAAUCAUACACAUCUUCCAGUCAACUCUAGAACAAAAUCAUCCUUAUCUCAAAAUGUUUUUUUUUUUAAUUUAUCCACGGAGUAUUCCAGCUUGUUCAACGGUUCUACAGUUUGAGUCGGUGAAAAACCCUAAAACUUUUGUAGUCCCGUAUGAACUUCAACCACAAAAGCAUCAUUUCGUGCAAAAAGCAUUCACUUUUUCUAAAAUUGUGUUGUUGUUUUUUUUCUUCAUCAACAAUUGUUCAGUCCCCAGAAGGAUCAAAGCUCGCCCCUGAAUCAUUGUAAAUUUGACUGUAACAAAACCAAAGUAAAUUAUUGUUAUUGAUUGUAAGCUAAUACUUGAUGGUAUUGUUCGCAUAAGCAAACUACUGAAAAUGUGUUUUAUUCUGUUUUGACACGGGUACUCAGCAUUUCUGUUUGUUUCAUCCUGUAUUUUGAUGCUGACAUUUGUUCACAGCCACUUUAUGUACAGUGUUCACAUGUGGUGCGGUGCUUGCCGUGCAGCAUACACCACUGUGGUAGAGAUGUUUCUUUUACUCUUCCUUUAUUUUAUCAUUCUACCUUUAUUGUCUUAUUUUACCCUGGGUUUCCGGACACUACUACAUCAGUACCCCGGAGGUAUAAUCGGUAAAAACAAUCAAGGAUGUUCUUCAUAGUUGGAGUAGUUGAAUGGACUUGUGAUGUUGGGUAUUCCCUCUGACAUUAUUUUCCUGGCGGGAACAAAAAUGGUGACCGGAACAUGUCAGUCGCGUUAUUUAUUAAAGAAAAAAAUUAAUAACAAAAAUCCUCAGAGGGUAACUUAAAAUAUUUUUUGUGCUCGCUUUGGCUUGGUGAUUGAAUAAGUCGCUGCUGCUUCAGAAUUUAGCUGUCCUUCUAUUUAUAACAAGUGAUUGAUGCUGUGUAGGUAAGGUAGUUCAUUACCAUUUUUGUAACAACAAAACAUAGUGAAGUAAUUUAUUUAGUGAAGUAUCAUAAAAUCUGAAAAUUAUUUCUACAAUGAGCUGUGAUGGUUGCCAGAAGUCCUGACGCCCAGUGAAGGACACAAUAUCUCUGAUGACUUCUUUUCGAGAGGAAACAGUGAUGAUGACCCCUGACCGUGACCCUCCCUUGAUCGGUUUGAGCAGUUAGGUUUGAUGUGUUUGUCAGCUGAAAUAAAACCAUUCCUCCAUUUCGUAUCCACAUCUUUCAGGUCACAUUUUCAUAUCGGUUUCGCUGGGAUAUAUUUAUGAAGUGUAAAUAUCUGUACAUCUCACGUCCAACACGGCAAAACAUUCAAAAAUAAAAAUUAUGGGAUGUAAUGACCGUCUUAUGAAAGAUAUAAGAUCCUGUUCAGCUUCUCAUGCAAAAUGUAAUCUUUGAUGCUUUAUUCAUCCCUUUACGAGUUGUCCAUCCAUCGGCUGUUCUAACGUUUGAGGGGUGAAAGGGUCAUCUUGUCCUCUCAGUCCUCACACAAUGGACAUGAUGACACAGAUUCCUUGUCAAUCGAUCUUUCAUUCGUCGGUUCCUGCUCCUUUCUUGUUUUUCCUUUAGUUCUUUCUUCGGAACGCAGUAAGCUUUGUUUGUGAUGUCGAAAUAAAAAAUAAUGUAGACAUAUUCACAAACGGUGACUAUAGGUUUCUUUAGCAAGCGUUUGCUGUAGGUAGUCCUGAGACUUACAUCCUAUGAAGGAUAAGAACUUUCGUCUUCUCUCUCUCUAGCAAACUUACACACACACUCUUUGACAGCUUCUUGUUGGUAACUUCUCUGCGCGUGCAUGGGUGCCCGGAUGAGCACGUGUGUCUGUGUUGGUAUGUGUUUUAUAGUAUACAAGGCCAUGUGACCACUGUUUUCAAAUCACGGAUGUAACUGUGCGACUUUGUUGUUCUCUGCAGGGUGCUGCCUACAACCGUUAUCCGAAACAAAGCCAUGAACUCGUCUACAUUUCUCCUAUUUGUUUCCUGCCGUUCGUAGGUGUCAAGCUAUUUAUUGCCGGAUGUGUUUUUGCAUUUACUGCCGAGUAUUUUUUUAGAAACAUUUGUCUGCAUUUAGCUGUGCAGCUACUCAGGAUUUUGUUUUUGCCAAAACACCAGCUAUUUUCAGUAUUUCCCUCUCUCUCUCUUUCGUGGGAUGGGACACUGCCAAAAGGUACGAAACGCGAACAUCAGUUCACUUGGUGGUCACGUGACAUAUCCCCCCUCUCUGUCUCAUUUAUCUAAAACUGUUGGAUUUACUCUACGCCCCCACUGAAAUGGAAAGUUUAACUAUCUUACUUCUCGCAUUGUCAUAUAAAGCUGAGUGGAACAUGAACAGAUUGACAUCUACCUCUCAAUCCAGAAACGACAACAGCGCAAGAAAAUAAUAAAGAAUGCGACAUUGGCAGUUUACAGUGACAUGUCAUUCUGAGACAGUAUUUCCUGACACUGAUGUUGACAGUUUGGCUUACGAGUAUCAGAUGCUUCAAGUAGAGUCCGGGUCUGUCCAUCAGUGGUCUGUUGGGAACUGGCUUGCUGGUCCAAGCUCUUUGUUUGCGAAAUAAUGUGUUCUUGUCCCUGCUUUCUCUAAUUUAAUUUGCGAUGAAAAGCUACCAGACCUUUCGCGAUGAGACAUUCUUAUCUUUGCCAUAGAAAGCCACAUAAAUAUUAUCUAAGACCGAGGAGGGCGAGAAGGAUAAAUUAAACUGUCCUAACAGUGAAUUUUGUGGUCUUAAAAGACGAUGGUCUGGGUACUGCCAGAUACAAUGUCCGAGUUCUUCCCCACCCCGGUGUACACGACCUUUGACACAAAGCCAAAAUAAAAUCAGACACACGAUUCUAUCUACCUCCUGUCUGACCUGUGAAUGCGGAAUGUACUUUACAAGGUUUGUGUUGCCUCGUCAUUAGUCAAGUGCAGUGACUCAACCACAGUCCGCGCCAUGAAGGUGCGCACGCACUUAACAACCAUUUCCGGCAGUCACGUGCUUCUAAGCACGCGGCAAAUUACGCAGUUGCAUAAGGGAACUCAAUUUCUGCAGCAAAUUUUAUGUAAGAUACACCAAGUCUCGGUACGAAAAGAACUUAGCAGGGGCUGUGUAUCUGAUGAACAGCUUCCAGGUACAAAAUGUCCGCGGCUUGUAACCAACCAUUAAGUUCCUUAUAGUUGCUUUACAUUUAAGUAUUUCUUUUCGGUCAGUAUGUUUUCAAGUAACAUUAUUUCUUCAUCCACUUUGAAUACUUUGGAAGAUUUUAUAGUUGUUAAACGAUUCCCUAUUUCAGACAUCUGGGGUGGGUGUGGAAGGAUGCUCUGUUGGCACGGUGAGUCGAGAGCUAAUGAGGUUUAAUGAUAGGAAGCGAUACUCGAGCUAGUCAAAUAACCUUUACCGUCAAAUCUUAGAAAAAAAAAACUCUGGAUUCUUUUGAGAGUAUGAGAGCCUCUUAAGAAAUUUAUGUACUCACU